AUGAUCGAGGAGGCAAGCCUCAAAAAAACCUUCAUCGUAGCAACGCUUGUCUCCACGCUUGUUGGAACUUUUGCAGCCUCACACAACCUUUACGAACGGUUGACUGGAGGGCAGAAGAAGAAAGAUGAAGGCCAGGACAGCGAGAUCAAGAAGCUGAAGGAACAGAUCGAGCAGAUGAAAUCCGGCGGGAAGAAUGACCAGAAAAAGCCAGACGAGCUCGAGAGAAAUCUCACUACCUCCGGGCCUUUGAUCAAACAAGAAUAUGAGGUCGGUUAUGACAGACUCGGCCGGCGGUUUGCAGUCGGCGAUAUGAUUACGGAGAAUGAGCUGCAAAAGCAGAUUAUCCUGCUCCAACAAACCGUUAUUGGCGUCCUCGAGGAUGCACUUUAUAGCGGACGACAGAUCGACCGCGCCGGCGUGGACAAGCUGCACCGGAUACCGGUCGACUCGGACGACAUGUGGGACGUCGACUUCCACAUCAGAGGCAAGCUGCCGCCAGCGCCCGCACCGCCGCGUGCGCCGAGCCCCGGGCCGCCGAGGUCAUCGAGACCGCCGCCCGAGAAAAAGAGGGAAGAGCCGCCGGCGCCAGCUGCGGCGGCAGGGAAUGGGGAUACGGCGGUGUCCCGCGGCCGCAGCAGGACGGGCAAGGAGGUGGUGGCGGUGACGGAGCGGUCGGGCAAGAAGCUGACGAUCCGGAUCCCUGCGAGGUUUGUGGUCAAGUGCCACACGCCGCUGGGCGAGUACGCAUGUGCGCUGUGCGCGAGGCCGCGAGGGGACUCUGCGCCGGUGGUUGUCUUGUGCGAGACGCCUGAGGACUUGGUGGAUCAUAUAGCGACGGAGCACAAGACGAGUGAUAUUGAGAAGGACACCGACAUCAUAGCGGAUUCAUGA
This is a messenger RNA of Diaporthe batatas, 891 nucleotides long. RefSeq lists its product as uncharacterized. NCBI's taxonomy places the organism in Eukaryota, Fungi, Ascomycota, Sordariomycetes, Diaporthales, Diaporthaceae. The record is from RefSeq and is a predicted model, not a curated record. Bases 1 to 891 code for a protein of 296 amino acids. The transcript has 5 exons.